UGCUCUUUCUUUCUUUUUUCCCCUUCAAUUAAGUAUAAUCGUUCAGUAAAAUGGGUAGUUCCAGACCUACCAAUCAUCACCGUAAAGCAAUUAUGUCAAAAAUGACUGCUACAACUAUACGAAUUAGUUCGUUAGCUGAUAAUGCUACUACUGCUGCCGCACUUCCGACCCCGCCUAAUUCAGCAACGAGCAAAAAGCCCAAUCAUGCAUCAACAAUAUGCAAUAAUGCGGAUACUCCAAAAGCGAACAAUGAUAGCAACAAAAAAAUUUCAAAUAAUAAUAGAAAACGUUCUAUCAGCUCAAGUAGUAAUAGUACGAACAGAGCCAAUACACCAGAAACAAAUCAAAGAUUGACUCCAGGCAUCGCAGGAUCAAGAAGUAUGUCGACAAACAAUCUACUUGACAAACGACAGCUACGGCCUUCCUCAGCACAAACCAAUCAUAGUUUUGGUAGUGAAAGUAGAAGUAGCAGUAGCAAUAGCCGUACCUCUAAUGGUUAUGCUACGCGUAGAGCCAUGAUGGUCUCUCCAGCACCUACAGCUCCUUUACCUGACUUCAGCCAUGUGAAGUCCAAAAUCGGUUCGCUGGACAAUAUAAAGCAUAAACCCAAUAGUAGCACGAAAAAGAUAUUCAAUGAGAAUCUUCAAAGCCUUAAAGAGCGUAUGUCAGCUCAUGUCAGCUCUAAAGUAGGAUCCAAAGAGAACAUCAAACAUAAACAAGGAGGAGGCCAUGUUACGAUCUAUGAUGAUAAAGCGGCGUUUAUUAAAAGCAAAGAAGUCAAGUCAAAGAUUGGUUCUUUAGAAAACGUUAAGCAUAAGCCAAAAGGUGGCGAUGUGAAGAUCUACGAAGACAAGAGCGUAUACACAAAAUUUAGCAAGGAGACAGCCAAGUCAAAAGUGGGCUCUUUAGAAAACGUGAAGCAUAAACCGGCAGGUGGUGAUAUCAAAAUUUAUAACGAUAAGACGCUAACAGCAAAAUUGAAGGAUAUAAAGCCAAAAGUAGGAUCUAGAAGACAUUCAAAGGCAACACAGCGACAAGAUAGUAGCAGCAGCAAUAUAUCUACCUCAAACGUAAACGAUGUAGACAUUGUAGUCUCGACAACGGCCGCACCAAGUUCAGGGAAUGGAGUAGUAAGUUUACCUGCUCUAUUAGCUGUUGAAAAUCUAGGAGAAGAAAAAUUCCAGUUGGAAAUGUUACCGCCAAAAGACUCUGUGAAUAGCGAUAAAGGGGCAGUUGUGGAAACAUUUCCACACUCGUCGGCUUUAAUAGUUGAUGGAACAAGCACUAAGGGUGGACUUUUAUGAAUGUCCUUGUGAACCAAACUAAAUAAGAAAGUGAUGUCUAUGAUGUCUAUGAUCUUCAGUUCAAGGCUUGCUUUUUCAAGGGCAAAAUAUGACAGUAAAACGCAUUUUAUUGCUUGCUAUAAUGGUAGCUUGUUUUGGCAGAAGAUAACAAAAAUGCUUAAAUAAAAACCGAUUAACCCAAC
Mycotypha africana is the source of this 1486-nucleotide messenger RNA. RefSeq lists its product as uncharacterized. Gene Ontology annotation, cellular component: neuron projection. The coding region runs from base 51 to 1304 and encodes 417 amino acids. Gene Ontology annotation, molecular function: microtubule binding. The transcript has 3 exons. The record is from RefSeq and is a predicted model, not a curated record. Gene Ontology annotation, biological process: microtubule cytoskeleton organization; neuron projection development. Lineage: Eukaryota; Fungi; Mucoromycota; Mucoromycetes; Mucorales; Mycotyphaceae.